Messenger RNA from Arabis nemorensis, 1791 nucleotides. The record is from the annotation of a GenBank genome assembly. Lineage: Eukaryota; Viridiplantae; Streptophyta; Magnoliopsida; Brassicales; Brassicaceae.
AUGUUGCCAAGGUUCGAUCCAACAAACCCAAAAGCUUGCUUCUCACUUCUUGAAGAUGUGACCACCAACGUAAAGCAGAUUCAAGAUUCUGUAUUGGAAGCUAUACUUUCACGUAAUGCUCAAACUGAGUACCUUAGAGGUUUACUCAACGGUCGACUCCAUAAGCAAAGCUUCAAGAAGAAUCUACCCAUUGUGACCUACGAAGAUUAUCGGUCUUAUAUAGAUCGUAUCGCUAAUGGAGAGUCCUAUGAUCUCAUCUGUGAUAGACCCUUCAGUCUACUCUUGGCCAGCUCGGGUACUUCAGGAGGAAUUCCAAAGUUGAUUCCUUUGACAGCAGAGGAAUUGGAACAGAGGAUACUGUUUGCAUCUCUCUAUGCACCUCUAGUCUUCAAGCACAUCCAAGGGCUUAGUGAAGGAAAAUCUCUCAUGUUUUACUUCGUGACACGAGAAAGCGAGACUGCCUCUGGUUUACUGGUCAGGUUUAUGUUUACUUGUGUUUUGAAAAGCGUGAACCCAACCAACUCCUUUCUCUGGGAUCGAAUACAGAUAAGCCCGCAUGAGAUUUUGACUUGUGCAGACACUACUCAGAGUAUGUACUGCCAAUUGCUUUGUGGGCUUCUACAACGCGAAAAUGUAGCUCGCCUCGGUGCACCAUUUGCUUCUUCCUUGCUCAAAGUAAUCAAGUUCUUGGAAGAUCACUGGCAGGAGUUAUGCUUAAACAUAAGGACUGGCUGUCUCAGCGACUGGAUCACAGACCCGCAAUGUGUUUCAGGGAUCGGUAAGUACCUCACAUGUCCAAAUCCGGAACUGGCGAGUGUGAUCGAGCAAGAAUGCAGUAAAACAUCAUGGGAGGCAAUAGUGCCGAGACUAUGGCCAAAAGCAAAAUGCAUUGAAGCUAUCAUUACCGGGUCCAUGGCACAGUACACUCCAAUGUUGGAAUUUUAUGGCGGAGGCCUCCCUUUGAUUUCAUCGUUUUACGGCAGCUCUGAAUGUUUCAUCGGUGUCAAUGUCAAUCCUUUGUGCAAGCCUUGUGACGUGUCGUACACCAUCAUUCCAAAUAUGGGAUACUUCGAGUUCUUAGAGGUGGAGAAAGAUCAGCAAGAAGAAGUUGCUCAUGAUUCCGCAAAGAACCAUGCGGUUGUCGAUCUUGUGGAUGUUAAAAUCGGCCAUGAUUAUGAACCUGUUGUCACAACGUUUUCUGGUCUCUAUAGGUACCGUGUGGGGGAUGUUUUACGAGUGACUGGUUUCUACAACAAUGCGCCACAAUUUCAUUUUGUGGGAAGACAAAAAGUUGUCCUGAGCAUCGACAUGGACAAGACCUACGAAGAAGAUCUCCUCAAGGCCGUGACAAACGCGAAGCUCUUGCUCGAGCCACAUGACCUAAUGCUCGUAGAUUUCACUAGCCGUGUGGAUUCCUCUUCGUUUCCAGGACACUACGUGCUCUAUUGGGAACUCGGGACCAAAGUCAAGGACGCAAAGCUCAAGCCCAAACCCGAGGUUAUGGAGGAAUGCUGCUUUACCGUUGAGGAGUCUCUCGACGCUGUGUACAGAAAAGGAAGAAAGAAUGAUAACAACAUUGGACCACUUGAGAUUAAGGUUGUCAAACGUGGCACUUUCGAUGAGCUCAUGAAUUUCUUCCUGUCUCGAGGUUCUUCUGUGAGUCAGUUCAAGACACCGAGGUCGGUGACAAACAAAGAACCCUUGACGAUAUUGGAGGCGGCGGUUGUUUCGGAGUUUGUUAGCCGGAAAACUCCAUCUUGGGAGCCUCAUGAGCUACAUUCCAACCGAUAA